This is a messenger RNA of Megalopta genalis, 674 nucleotides long. The record is from RefSeq and is a predicted model, not a curated record. NCBI's taxonomy places the organism in Eukaryota, Metazoa, Arthropoda, Insecta, Hymenoptera, Halictidae.
ACGGCUCAUUUCUAUCUUAAAAUAUUUUAUAGGUAUGUCUGUCCUUGGAUUAGCAGCUGCAAUUGAUAAGGAUAUGUUUCAAACUGUAUACGAAGCAUGUCCGUCUGCAUUACAGAAUUGUAUGCACGAUGAUAUCACACCGCUUUGUCUAGCUGCUAUGAGAAAUGAUAAAGAUUUAUUUUUUCAAUUGUUAAGUUUAGGAUUUGAAAUUUCUAAAAUCAAUGAAUAUACGCAUGUCAUGAUGAAACUGUCAACAGUACCAGAAAUUCGAAAUUUAGCAGAAAGUGUUGAUGUAGAAGAUUAUUGGAAUGAUAUUUCAGAUAACAUACCUAUAGAAUUAGAAAGUGAUUCAGAUCAAAUUAAUAUUCAAAAGAAAUAUAAGAAAGAAAAUGAAGAUGAUAAUAUAAUGUCAUCCCUAAAUUCCUUUGUGAAAUAUAAAGUUACAUCACAUUCUUCAGAAAAGAAAAAUGAUGAUUUUAACAGUAAUAUAAUAAUAGAUUCUAAUCAGCGUUUAAAAAUAAAGCCUUCUAAAUUGAAUUUAGUAGCAAAGCAUUCGGAUCCUACUUCAUGUAGUAUAAUCUCACCAAGACUGACUUGUACUUUGGAUGAAAGCCUACCAGUAUCUCCAAAUAUUUAUUUCACCAAAAAUAACGAUAGCAACAAAGUCAAUAUCA